AUGACCUGCAAUCGCAUCCAUCAAAUGGCUUCGCAAUUGAAUCUCGCGCCGGCAGCAGCAGCGUACAAUACAUUAGCCACCGUCCCCAAAUCGAACACAUUCACGUCCAAGCUACCGCCGGACCCUGCCUUCGAGACACCAAAGCAGUCCCACGAUGCGCCACGCGAAACACUGGGCCCGCGCAUCGUCAAAGGUGCAAUGUAUACCUAUGUCCGUCCCGAGGCCGCCGAGGACCCGGAGCUGUUAGGCGUGAGUCCGCGAGCCAUGGAGGAUCUGGGGUUGCAGCCAGGAGAGGAGAAAACAGAAGACUUCGUUAGUUUGGUUGCCGGGAAUAAGAUAUUCUGGAAUGAGGAAGAGGGAGGAGUCUAUCCUUGGGCGCAAUGCUAUGGAGGAUGGCAAUUUGGUGCAUGGGCAGGACAACUUGGAGAUGGCCGCGCUAUCAGUCUCUGCGAGUUGACGAACCCCAGCACAAAUAUCCGCUAUGAACUGCAACUGAAAGGUGCAGGACGAACACCGUAUUCCCGUUUUGCAGAUGGCAAGGCGGUUCUACGUUCAAGUAUUCGCGAAUACGUAGUAUCUGAAGCUCUCAAUGCUCUUGGUAUUCCGACCACUAGAGCCCUAUCUCUUACGCUGCUACCGAAAUCCAAAGUUCUGCGCGAACGAAUGGAACCUGGCGCUAUAGUCGCCAGAUUUGCGCAGAGCUGGCUCCGAAUUGGAUCAUUCGACAUUCUUCAUUCUCGCAACGAGCGAGACAUGAUCAGGAAGCUGGCGACAUACAUCGCCGAGGACGUCUUCCCAGGGUGGGAAUCAUUACCCGGGGUAGUCAAUCUUCCUAAUGAGGAAGGUUCCGGAGACGUAAAUGUUGAUGAACCGCCACGAGGUGUCACAGCUACAGAACUCCAAGGAAAAGAAGGCCAAGAAGAAAACCGAUUUACGCGACUAUAUCGUGAAAUCGUACGACGAAAUGCCAAAACAGUAGCCGCCUGGCAAGCAUACGGAUUCAUGAACGGCGUCCUCAAUACCGACAACACCUCCAUAUUCGGCUUGUCUCUGGACUUUGGCCCAUUCGCAUUCAUGGACAAUUUCGACCCUUCAUACACACCGAACCACGACGACCACUAUCUGAGAUAUUCAUACAAGAACCAGCCAUCAGUCAUAUGGUGGAAUUUGGUACGACUAGGCGAGGCAUUCGGCGAACUCAUCGGCGGUGCCGAGCGGGUGGACGACGAGGAAUUCAUCACCAAGGGCGUGACUGAAGAAUUCGGGCAAAUCCUCAUCAAACGCGCAGAGACGCUCAUCAACCGGACAGGCGAAGAAUACAAGACAGUUUUCAAGAAUGAAUACGUGCGCCUCAUGUCCCGGCGACUAGGUCUUUUGACGAGCAAGGAAUCCGAUUUUGAGUCGCUAUUCUCGGAGUUGCUCGAUUCCAUGGAGCAUUUAGAGCUUGAUUUUAACCAUUUCUUCAGAAGGCUGUCUGAUAUUGGUAUUGAAGAACUCGAGACUGAUGAGCAGAGACAGGCCGUCGCGAAACGAUUCUUCCAUAAUGAAGGCGUCAGCGGAGUCGGCAAUACUGAGGAAUCUGCCUGUAAGCGCAUAGCGACAUGGCUGUCAUCGUGGAGAGAUCGAAUCGUCGAAGACUGGACACAGGAUGGAAGAACCGAUCAAGAGCGCAAAGAAUUAAUGAGAUCCGUGAAUCCAAAGGUUCUUUCCCGUUCUCCUAAUCCCUGUUCUAAACGGUUGACUAACGACUGGCAGUUCAUCCCCCGAUCCUGGAUCCUAGACGAAGUCAUCGAACGAGUCGAGCACAAAGGCGAUCGACAAAUCCUCGGACGCGUUAUGCAGUACACCCUGAACCCGUUCCAGGAAGACUGGGGCGUGGACAAGGAUGAAGAGGAGAGGUUUUGCGGUGAUGUGCCCCGGUUCAAGAGGGCUAUGAUGUGUAGCUGUUCUUCUUAG
This is a messenger RNA of Talaromyces amestolkiae, 1956 nucleotides long. RefSeq lists its product as uncharacterized. The transcript is spliced from 5 exons. The record is from RefSeq and is a predicted model, not a curated record. Lineage: Eukaryota; Fungi; Ascomycota; Eurotiomycetes; Eurotiales; Trichocomaceae. Bases 1 to 1956 code for a protein of 651 amino acids.